GAGGCGGCGACAAUGGGAGCGGCGCGGGCGGCGCCGGGAGGCAGCUGACAGGCGUCUGCGGCUUUGCUUCAUGGCCGCUCUCCCGCCCUGCUUGGGCUCUGUGACUAGGGGAGCCCGUGGUGGCCCGGAGCCGGAGCGGGGGACCUGGGCACGGCGCCGCUGAGGCGCAGCAUGUGAAGAGGAGACGGCAUCCAGCGCGGGGCGAACCUCUCAGCUGGCCGGGAUGGCUACGACGGCCGAGCUCUUCGAGGAGCCUUUUGUGGCUGAUGAGUAUAUUGAACGUCUUGUGUGGAGAACCCCAGGAGGAGGUUCUAGAGGUGGACCUGAAGCUUUUGAUCCUAAAAGAUUAUUAGAAGAAUUUGUAAAUCAUAUUCAAGAACUCCAGAUAAUGGAUGAAAGGAUUCAAAGGAAAGUAGAGAAAUUAGAGCAACAAUGUCAGAAAGAAGCUAAGGAAUUUGCCAGGAAGGUACAAGAGCUCCAGAAAAGCAAUCAGGUUGCUUUCCAACAUUUCCAAGAACUAGAUGAGCACAUUAGCUAUGUAGCAACCAAAGUCUGUCACCUUGGAGACCAGCUGGAAGGGGUAAACACGCCUAGACAACGGGCAGUGGAGGCUCAGAAACUGAUGAAAUACUUUAAUGAGUUUCUAGAUGGAGAAUUGAAAUCUGAUGUUUUUACAAAUUCUGAAAAGAUAAAAGAGGCAGCAGACAUCAUUCAGAAGUUGCACCUAAUCGCCCAGGAGUUACCUUUUGAUAGAUUUUCAGAAGUAAAAUCCAAAAUUGCAAGUAAAUACCAUGAUUUAGAAUGCCAACUGAUUCAGGAGUUUACCAGUGCUCAAAGAAGAGGUGAAAUCUCCAGAAUGAGGGAAGUAGCAGCAGUUUUACUUCAUUUUAAGGGCUAUUCCCAUUGUGUGGAUGUUUAUAUAAAGCAGUGCCAGGAGGGUGCUUACUUGAGAAAUGAUAUAUUUGAAGACGCAGCAAUACUCUGUCAGCGAGUGAACAAGCAAGUUGGAGAUAUCUUUAGUAAUCCAGAAACCGUACUAGCUAAACUUAUUCAGAAUGUAUUUGAAAUCAAAUUACAGAGUUUUGUGAAAGAUCAGUUAGAAGAAUGUAGGAAAUCGGAUGCAGAGCAGUAUCUCAAAAAUCUCUAUGAUCUAUAUACAAGAACCACCAAUCUUUCCAGCAAGUUGAUGGAGUUUAAUUUAGGUACUGAUAAACAGACUUUCUUGUCUAAGCUUAUCAAAUCCAUUUUCAUUUCCUAUUUGGAGAACUAUAUUGAGGUAGAGACUGGGUAUUUGAAAAGCAGAAGUGCUAUGAUCCUGCAGCGCUAUUAUGAUUCAAAAAACCAUCAAAAGAGAUCCAUUGGCACAGGAGGUAUUCAAGAUUUGAAAGAGAGAAUUAGACAACGUACCAACUUACCACUGGGACCAAGUAUUGACACACAUGGGGAAACUUUCCUGUCCCAAGAAGUGGUGGUUAAUCUUUUACAAGAAACCAAACAAGCCUUUGAAAGAUGUCACAGGCUUUCUGAUCCUUCUGAUUUACCAAGGAAUGCCUUUAGAAUUUUUACCAUUCUUGUGGAAUUUUUAUGUAUUGAGCAUAUUGAUUAUGCUUUGGAAACAGGACUAGCUGGAAUUCCUUCUUCAGAUUCUAGAAAUGCAAAUCUCUAUUUUUUGGAUGUUGUGCAACAGGCCAAUACUAUUUUUCAUCUUUUUGACAAGCAGUUUAAUGAUCACCUUAUGCCACUAAUAAGCUCUUCUCCUAAGUUGUCUGAAUGCCUUCAGAAGAAAAAAGAAAUAAUUGAACAAAUGGAGAUGAAAUUGGAUACUGGCAUUGAUCGGACUUUAAAUUGUAUGAUUGGACAAAUGAAGCAUAUCUUGGCCGCUGAACAAAAGAAAACAGAUUUUAAGCCAGAAGAUGAAAACAAUGUUUUGAUUCAGUAUACUAAUGCCUGUGUAAAAGUCUGCACUUAUGUAAGAAAACAAGUUGAGAAGAUUAAGAAUUCUAUGGAUGGGAAAAAUGUGGAUACAGUUUUGAUGGAACUUGGAGUACGUUUUCAUCGACUUAUUUAUGAGCAUCUUCAGCAAUAUUCCUACAGUUGUAUGGGUGGCAUGUUAGCAAUUUGUGAUGUAGCUGAAUAUAGGAAGUGUGCCAAAGACUUCAAGAUUCCAAUGGUAUUACAUCUGUUUGAUACUCUGCAUGCACUUUGCAAUCUUCUGGUAGUUGCCCCAGAUAAUUUAAAGCAAGUCUGCUCAGGAGAACAACUUGCUAAUCUGGACAAGAACAUACUUCACUCCUUCGUACAACUUCGUGGGGACUAUAGAUCUGCCCGCCUUGCUCGACACUUCAGCUGAGGUUGAAUUUACAAAGGAAAUGUAUUGUAUUUCAGCAGACCUCGGUUGAUAGAAAGCACAGGAGAUUCCUUAUGAUAUAGCCAACAUUUUAUGGAAAAAAAUGACUGUUUGGAAGAAAACAGCAGCCAUACUGACCCUUGAGAUUUUAUUUGAAAUUUGGACACUUCUUGGCUAUAUUUUGCUUUUUGUGUUCUUGUUGAAUUUUAAUUUCAUACUUGAAUUUAUGAAUUUCAAAUUUUGGAAAACUUUAUGUCACUGUUUUCUCCUGGAAAAUGUUGGUGUCAAAAGGCAAAUGAUUUUACCAGUG
Molecule: messenger RNA, 2657 nt
Organism: Castor canadensis (American beaver)
Lineage: Eukaryota; Metazoa; Chordata; Mammalia; Rodentia; Castoridae
Gene: Exoc5
Product: exocyst complex component 5
Biological process (GO): Golgi to plasma membrane transport; exocytosis
Cellular component (GO): exocyst; cytoplasm
Source: RefSeq, a predicted model, not a curated record